Molecule: messenger RNA, 2226 nt
Organism: Entrophospora candida
Lineage: Eukaryota; Fungi; Glomeromycota; Glomeromycetes; Entrophosporales; Entrophosporaceae
Source: the annotation of a GenBank genome assembly
AUGUGCAAAGAGUUAUUGCUUGAUGAGGAUGAAAAUGAAAAAAACAAAAGUAGCGAGCAUUAUUUUUAUUACGGGGUUACCAAAUAUGAAAUUAAAAUCAAUUACAACGUAAAUCUUCAUAAAAAACGUCAUCUAACAUCUGUUCCAUCAACGCCAUCAUUAUGGGUAAAGCCAGUUUUAUUGACAGAAGUACCAAAAGAUCAAGAACCAUCAUCACCAGUUUCUCCAGAGAAAAAAUCAAGAAUCAUUUCCACGCCACAAGGUGGUUCAAUCAAAUUAAAAAAAAUGUCAAUCGAAGAUCGUGAGAGGUGGUUUGAAGCAUUUAAGAAACCACAUGAGCGUAGUCAACCAAUGAUCAGUUCACAAUUGGCUGGAUGCAAUAGAAAGGUCUUUUUAGGUGUAAAUAAUAAGGUACCUGUGCUUUCAUCUAGAUAUGUUGUUGGACAUUAUAGUCGGGAAACUUCAACGUAUUUCAAUAAUGCUUAUUCAAAAUACUAUGCUCCACGACCUGAAGAAAUUAUUGAGUUUCUUUGUCGCCAUCUCCAGUAUCCAAAAAAAACAGACAAAGAUGGCUAUGUAAAAGUUAAAUGCCCAACCUGUCGUCCAAAAAAAGACAACUAUUAUUCAAUGAUGAUUAACACAAAUAAUGGAACUUUUGAUUGUUUAUCUUGUUCAGAAAAGGGUACUUGGUAUGACUAUUUGCAGAUGUUAAAUAAAACCGAAUCAUAUAGAAUUACUGGUUCAAAAAAAAAUCCUUUCGAAGAAUCAAAUACUGAAUUUACAGAAGUAUCAAACUAUAAAAAUGAGUUAUCAAACCAUUCAGAAGUUAUCGCUCAUAUUUUAGAUAAAUUUAAAAUUACUUAUGAUACAUUAGGACAUUAUGAAGUUGGUAUGGCAAGAUAUAUUAAUAACAACCCUACAAUUCCAAAUAUUCCUCAAAGUUGGUUAAAGGGCCCAGAAGAUCUAAAAUAUGGUGAAUUAUGUAUAACAUUUCCAAGAACUGCUCCUUCUUUUAAAGACUUUAAGGAUUAUACGGAAUUAAAAACAUCAAUAGCAAGAAUUAAAGCCUGUUCAGUUAAUAGAGAUUUUGAACUAGUAGCAUAUGAUCCGCCAUCAUUUCGGGCAGGUCUUUUUGGAUAUCAUUUGGCAUCAUUAGAAACUGAAGAAGUAAUAUUAGCUGGAAAUGAAUUUGAUGCAAUGGCAGCAUACCAGGAAACGAAAAUACCUGCUUUUUGUUUACCUACGGAAAGUAGUCAAUUACACCUUCAAAUUCUUCCUUUGUUACAAAGAUUUUCUAAAAUUUAUGUUUGGUUGGAUGAUGAUGUUAUUGGUCAAGAUAUGUCAGAAAUGUUUGUCAAGAAAUUGGGGAUUGAGCGUUGUUUAAUAGUGAAUACACGUUGUGGUAAUUUAGACGGACCACUCAAUGCUAGCCAAGCAUUAAUAGCGGGAAGAAAUCUGAAUCAAAUACUUUCUAAUUCUAAGCCAUUACCACAUGAGCAAAUCAUUAAUUUUGAUCACAUUAAAGAUGGAGUAUAUAGAGAAAUCAUUAACCCAGAUCAAGUUCGUGGUGUCAUGUCUAAUGAUAUACCUGCAUUAAAUAAAACACUUAAAGGGCAUCGACCAGGUGAAAUGACUAUUUUUAGUGGUGGGACUGGUACAGGAAAAACUACUGUUUUAAGUCAACUUUCUUUAGAUUAUUGUAUAUCAGGUGUUAGUACAUUGUGGGGAAGUUUUGAAAUUCCAAAUGUAAGAUUAGCAAAAAAAAUGUUGCAACAAUUUUCUGAAAAGGAUUUAUCACAACAUCCUGAAGAAUUUUCUGAAUGGGCUGCAAAAUUUCAACAGCUUCCAAUGUAUUUUUUAAAGUUUUUUGGUAGUACAGAAAUUGAUACUGUCAUCGAAGCAAUGAAUCAUGCAACAUUCGCUUACGAUGUUCGACAUAUAAUCAUAGAUAAUUUACAAUUUAUGACAUCAGAUUUGUGUCGAUUCAAUGAUAGGUGGGAAUAUCAUGAUCGUACCAUAUCAAAAUUUCGUAGCUUUGCAACUGAGAAAAAUGUUCAUAUCACAUUGGUAGUACACCCUAGGAAAGAUAGCAGAGAUUUAUUAGAUAUUAAUUCAAUAUUUGGAUCCGCUAAAGUGUCUCAAGAAGCAGAUAAUAUUGUUAUUCUUCAAAAAAUUGCAAGAGAUGAGGGCGAGUUUAGAUAUUUGGAUAUUAGGAAAAAUAGGUGA